AUGGAGAGGGGACCGUGCCAAAGGGGGGUCAGCGGCGGCGCUCCACCUUCCCGUCCUCCGCUAGGCGCCGGGGGGCGGCGAGGGUCGGGCUGGCAUGGGGCGCCCGGGCGUGGAGGAGCCGCCGCCGCCGCCGCCUUCUGCAAGCGCCCCUCCGCCCCGCAGCGCUGGCGCUCUCCUUGGCCGGCGCAUGGCGCAGAAGUGCCGGGGCGCGCUUCUUUCGCUUUCGCUUUUACGCACAGCCGGGAAGGAAGCGGGCUGGCGGCCAAGGGAGGCCGGCCGGCCGCGUCAACCCUACGGGAGCCCGGGCUCCGGAGCGAAGGGGAAACCGGUGCCGCCCUGGACUCGCGCUCCGGACCCCGCCCGAGCCCUCAAGCUGCAUCCACACGUGCCUGGAUAAGGCGCGUUGGGGCACGCUGGCGCGCAAAAUUGGCUACCUCGUUGGCUCAGGAAAGGUCGAUCGCGGACGACACGAUGAGCCAAUUCAGGCUGCAGCAUGAGAAAGAUUAUUCGCCCCGUCCUGACUUGAUCCGUUACUUCAUGCCUAUGACCGAUGCCGAAUUUCAAGAACGCCUGGAUCGACAUAAGGGAGAGAUUGCCAUCAUGAUGCGAUCGUCGGAGUUCAAUCAGGACAAGACCACCUUGAUUGUGACUAACAACCCCCUUUCUCUCCUCAUCUCCGGUCGGCAACUCACAAGUCCUUUCCAUUUUUUCACCCAAGAGCUUUUAGGGACGACGACGGGGAGUCCGAAGCCGUACAGUUUACCCCCCCUGAAAGAGACACAGCAGCAGCUGGUCAGUGCAGACCUGAGAAGGCCCGGGAAACCUUUGCCGUACAGGUUCGCCACCGCCAAAGAUUUCAAGAGCGAAGGCAAGUUUUCGAAAGUGUACGCCGAGCGGCGGUUACUGCGGAUGUAUCCCCAGUUGCAGACUUGUUGGUUGCCUAGACUAGAGUCGAAGAGAAGAGAACCCCUCCCCGGCAUUGAAGGCUGGGCCCCUAGAAAGACCGAACCGUGGGAGCCACUGACCCUGACUUGCCUGGCAGCAACGAAGCCCACCCUUCGCGCCCCGGGCCACGACGGCUUCAGGUACGGCAAGGCCCCGUUGUGGGUCGUCAAAAGAUCCGUCGCCAAAUAA
Messenger RNA from Heteronotia binoei (common prickly gecko), 1134 nucleotides. RefSeq names its product testis specific 13 (gene TSGA13). Lineage: Eukaryota; Metazoa; Chordata; Lepidosauria; Squamata; Gekkonidae. The coding region runs from base 1 to 1134 and encodes 377 amino acids. The transcript is spliced from 6 exons. The record is from RefSeq and is a predicted model, not a curated record.